Messenger RNA from Aureobasidium namibiae CBS 147.97, 720 nucleotides. RefSeq lists its product as uncharacterized. The transcript has a single exon. Lineage: Eukaryota; Fungi; Ascomycota; Dothideomycetes; Dothideales; Saccotheciaceae. The record is from RefSeq and is a predicted model, not a curated record. The coding region runs from base 1 to 720 and encodes 239 amino acids.
AUGCGCUCCUCUACCGCCGCUAUUGCUCUUGCCUUCGCUGCUUCUGCAGCAGCCGCUCCUCAGGGUGUUGUCUACGUUACCAGCGUCAUCGACCAGACCACUACCUGGUGCCCCGCGGGAACCUAUACUCAUGCUAGCGGCACGACCGUCUUGACUGCUGCGCAAAUGAUGACCCUGCCCGUCUCCUCCGCUGCUGCUAUCCAGACUCCUUCGGUCGCGACCCCUGAAGCUGUUUCUGUCUCUUCGACUCCCAAGGCCACUUCUGUCUCCAGUGUCCCCACCGCUGGCUCGUACGAGUCCGCACCCAUCUCGUCUGCCGUCGCUGUUCCAGCUUCCUCAGUGGCUACUGCCGUCUCAGUCUCAUCUCUUCCUGCCUCGAGUCCCGUCUCACCCGAGGAGACAGCCAGCGUCCCCGUCGUUGUUGAGUCGAGUCCUGCUCCUAUCGCUUCGGUCGGAACUGCCACGCCCAUCGUCCCUGGAUCAGCCUACGCAUCCUCCGCCCCUUACCCCGUGUCAAUGGCCACAGGAGCUGUUGGCUACGCCCAGCCAUCAGGUGUCUCUGGUGGCUCUGGCGCCGCUCAGCCUUCGGGCGUUGCUGGUGCUACUGGCUCAUCAUCAUCUGCUAAGCCUUCCUCGACCUACACCGGUGCCGCUUCUCGCAACAUCGCUGGUGCCACUGGUCUCUUUGCCGUUGCUGCUGCUUUCUUCGCUCUCGUCUAG